This is a messenger RNA of Calypte anna (Anna's hummingbird), 2355 nucleotides long. RefSeq names its product phosphodiesterase 1C (gene PDE1C). The coding region runs from base 1 to 2355 and encodes 784 amino acids. Gene Ontology annotation, biological process: signal transduction. The transcript is spliced from 19 exons. Gene Ontology annotation, molecular function: 3',5'-cyclic-nucleotide phosphodiesterase activity. The record is from RefSeq and is a predicted model, not a curated record. NCBI's taxonomy places the organism in Eukaryota, Metazoa, Chordata, Aves, Apodiformes, Trochilidae.
AUGACAGAGCCAAGCAGCAGAAAGGAGGGGUUUAAAAAAUGCCGGAGUGCUACUUUCAGCAUCGAUGGCUAUAGCUUUACGAUUGUUGCAAACGAGACAGGUGACAAAAAUGCACGACCACUUUCACGAUUUGCCCGAUCUAAAUCACAAAACUGCUUGUGGAACACAAUUAUUGGUGGGCUGACAGGCAACCUCAAGGAAAGAUCAAAGCCGACCAUCAUCAGUGACCCCAGACCUCCUGAAGAAAUCUUAGCAGAUGAACUCCCACCACUGGACAGCCCUGAGGCACUGGUGAAAACAUCUUUCAGGAAGAAUGGUAUUUCAGGAAAUAUGAGGAAGGCAAAAAAUUACUUGGGAAUGCGGUCUUUGGUAAAGCAAUUAGAGAGAGGGGAAGCUUCAGUUGUAGACCUAAAGAAGAAUUUGGAAUAUGCUGCAACUGUCCUUGAGUCAGUAUACAUUGAUGAAACUAGACGUUUACUGGACACAGAAGAUGAGCUCAGUGACAUCCAGUCUGACUCUGUGCCCUCAGAGGUCCGGGACUGGUUGGCUUCUACCUUCACACGACAAAUGGGGAUGAUGCUCAAAAGGACUGAGGAAAAGCCCAGGUUCAGGAGUAUUGUCCAUGCAGUACAAGCUGGAAUAUUUGUGGAAAGAAUGUACAGACGGACUUCAAAUAUGGUUGGUUUGAGCUACCCACCAGCUGUAAUUGGAGUGCUAAAGAAUGUAGACAAGUGGUCCUUCGAUGUAUUUGCACUAAACGAAGCCAGCGGGGAUCACGCACUGAAAUUCAUUUUCUAUGAACUUCUCACACGCUAUGAUCUGAUCAAUCGUUUCAAGAUCCCCAUUUCUGCUCUGGUGUCCUUUGUGGAAGCUCUGGAGGUUGGCUACAGUAAACAUAAAAAUCCUUAUCACAACCUAAUGCACGCCGCAGAUGUGACGCAGACGGUCCAUUACCUCCUUUUCAAGACAGGCGUAGUGCACUGGCUGACAGAGCUGGAGAUCUUCGCUAUGAUCUUUGCAGCUGCCAUCCAUGACUAUGAACAUACUGGAACCACCAACAACUUUCACAUUCAGACACGGUCAGACUCAGCCAUUCUGUACAAUGACCGAUCUGUGCUUGAAAAUCACCACGUCAGUGCGGCGUAUCGUCUCUUGCAAGAUGAUGAAGAGAUGAAUAUUUUAUCUAAUCUCUCCAAGGAUGACUGGAGGGAAUUCAGAGCUCUAGUAAUUGAGAUGGUGUUGGCCACCGACAUGUCCUGUCACUUCCAGCAAAUUAAAGCCAUGAAGAAUGCUUUGCAGCAGCCAGAAGGAAUUGACAAGCCGAAAGCCUUAUCACUGUUGUUGCAUACAGCAGAUAUCAGUCAUCCAGCCAAGGCCUGGGAUCUCCAUCACCGCUGGACUAUGUCUCUGCUAGAGGAAUUCUUCAGACAGGGUGACAAAGAAGCAGAACUAGGGCUUCCCUUCUCUCCACUGUGUGAUCGCAAGUCUACCAUGGUUGCUCAGUCUCAAAUAGGUUUCAUUGAUUUCAUCGUGGAGCCCACUUUUACUGUGCUGACUGACAUGACUGAGAAGAUUGUGACUCCGCUCAUUGAUGAAGCUUCCCGCUCUGGCAUGGCUGGGUUCAGGCGUUCCAGUCUGAACAGCAUUAGUCCCUCUGAAGUUAAAAGAUCAAGUGUCAAGAGCACUGGGUCGGAAGGAAGUGCCUCACUCAACUGCUCCAUACUCACUGUGGACUUCAAAUGUUUUAAAGCCACCUGGACUGAGGUGGUGCAGCAGAACCGGGAGAAAUGGAAAGCACAAGCCACCAAAGAAGAAAAAGCUAAGAAAGAAGCAGAAGAAAAUGCUCAUCAGGGAACAGAUGAAAAGAAAGCUGAUGAAAAGGAUGAGAAGAAGCCAGCUGAAGAUGCCACAGCAGCAAAGACAGAUAACAGCAAAGAAACAAAUCCUGGGGAAAACAAAAGUGCAGAUUCCAGUACAAGUCAUAUGAAUGGGACCCAACAAACUGGGCUGAACAAACAUGAAGCCUCUCAAGGGAAAAAUGCACCUAGGACAGAGAAGGGAACAGACUCUCAGUACUCAGUGGGAGAAGAGAAACAGCAUGUACAGAAUGGUGAAGUAAAGGAAGACAAUAAGCUGGACAAGAAAGAUCAGUCUAGUCUGGGAGAUGAAUCAAAGAAAACAGAUGCCAUCAGACCUCAGCUGCAUCACCUCAGGAGGCCCACUCAUGGCUCAGGAGACUAUUUCCCAGCCUUACACAGGAAAUCAGAGGAAAAUCUGAUGAGAAGUAAGCUGCUUGACCAGAGGGGAAGGAUGAAGAAGAUCCAACACAUAUCUCAGACCUGGAAUAGGAAAUAG